CACGGAGCACGGGGCAUCUCAGAGCUGGGGAAGAUGGCGAGGGUGGGAUGCGGCCGUGCGUAGACUCGGCGGGUUUCUGGGUGUCCAGGCGCAUUGACGGGACACUCGGAGUUCUCAGCCUUUGAAAAAGGAGGGGAAAUUGAUGAGAAUAGAAGCAGGUAGACACUGUGUGCCCUUGGCCGUGAGGGGAGACAGGCAUGGCUGCAGGCAUGGCUGACCACCUGCCCUUCUUCUUUGGCAACAUCACUCGGGAGGAGGCUGAGGACUACUUGGUCCAAGGUGGCAUGAGUGAUGGGCUCUACCUGCUGCGCCAGAGCCGCAAUUACCUGGGCGGCUUCGCUCUGUCAGUGGCACACGGGCGCAAAGCGCACCACUACACCAUUGAGCGAGAGCUGAAUGGGACCUAUGCCAUCGCGGGUGGCAGGGCACAUGCCAGCCCUGCUGAGCUCUGCCAUUACCACUCCCAGGAGUCAGAUGGCCUCGUCUGCCUCCUCAAGAAACCCUUCAACCGGCCACCUGGGGUGCAGCCCAAGACUGGACCCUUUGAGGACCUGAAGGAGAACCUCAUCCGGGAGUAUGUGAAGCAGACCUGGAACCUGCAGGGCCAAGCUCUGGAGCAGGCCAUUAUCAGCCAGAAGCCUCAGCUGGAGAAGCUGAUCGCCACCACAGCCCACGAGAAAAUGCCCUGGUUCCACGGAAAAAUCUCUCGGGAUGAAUCUGAGCAAAUUGUCCUGAUAGGAUCAAAGACAAAUGGAAAAUUUUUGAUCAGGGCCAGGGACAACAACGGGUCCUUUGCCCUAUGCCUGCUACAUGAGGGCAAAGUGCUGCACUACCGUAUUGACAAGGACAAGACGGGGAAGCUCUCCAUCCCGGAUGGCAAGAAGUUCGACACACUCUGGCAGCUAGUUGAACAUUAUUCGUAUAAACCAGAUGGUUUGUUAAGAGUUCUUACUGUUCCAUGUCAAAAAAUUGGCCGGCAAACAGGAAAUGGUCCACAACUUCCAAGUGCCCAUCCAGCGACUUGGUCACCAAGUGGAAUAAUCUCAAGAUUCGCAUCACGCUCCUUCUUAAAGCCUGCCCACAAAAAGGCCUCCUCAUCUCAGGGGAACCGUCCAGAGAGCUCCAUGACGUUCAAUCCCUAUGAGCCAGAUCCAGGGCCCUGGACUGCAGAUAGAGAAACCCAGAGGGAAGCCUUGCCAAUGGACACAGGAGUGUAUGAAAGCCCCUAUGCGGACCCUGAGGAGAUCAGGCCCAAGGAGGUCUACCUGGACCGGAAGCUGCUGACCCUGGAAGACAAAGAACUGGGCUCUGGUAACUUUGGCACUGUGAAGAAGGGCUACUACCAGAUGAAAAAAGUUGUGAAAACAGUGGCUGUGAAAAUCCUGAAAAAUGAGGCCAAUGACCCAGCUCUGAAGGAUGAGCUGUUAGCAGAAGCCAACGUCAUGCAGCAGCUGGACAACCCUUACAUUGUGCGCAUGAUCGGGAUUUGUGAAGCUGAGUCCUGGAUGCUGGUUAUGGAGAUGGCAGAACUUGGUCCACUCAAUAAAUAUUUACAGCAGAACAGGCAUGUCAAAGAUAAGAACAUCAUAGAGCUGGUUCAUCAGGUUUCUAUGGGAAUGAAGUAUUUGGAGGAGUGCAAUUUUGUGCAUAGAGAUCUGGCUGCAAGAAACGUAUUGCUGGUUACUCAACAUUAUGCCAAGAUCAGUGAUUUUGGACUUUCCAAAGCACUUCGUGCUGAUGAAAACUACUACAAGGCCCAGACCCAUGGGAAGUGGCCCGUGAAGUGGUAUGCUCCAGAGUGCAUCAACUACUACAAGUUUUCCAGCAAGAGUGACGUCUGGAGCUUCGGGGUGUUAAUGUGGGAAGCGUUUUCCUAUGGGCAGAAGCCGUAUCGGGGGAUGAAAGGAAGUGAAGUUUCUGCUAUGCUGGAGAAAGGAGAGAGGAUGGGGUGCCCUCCAGGGUGUCCCAGGGAGAUGUAUGAUCUGAUGAACCUGUGCUGGACAUAUGACGUGGAGAGCCGGCCCGGGUUCGCAGCUGUGGAACUGCGGCUGCGCAAUUACUACUAUGACGUGGUGAACUAAGGCUCCCCUGGCACCUGUUCGUGCAGCCUCUGAGCAGAUGUGUCAUCGCAGGCAAAUGUAUUACAAUGCAUGGAUUUUGAGUCUCCAUCUCCCUUUGCCCGCUGGGAGAGCCACUCUCAUGGGCACUUGCCCAUGAUUGUGCUUCCCCAAAGCCUGUAUGGGAACAUAGCCUCCACAGAACAAACCCGUCCGGACGAGCUGUGGGAGAAAGAUGGACAAGAGGGUCAACAGCACUGUGGAUUCCUUUUGCUUCUUGUCUGAGUGGCUUUCAUGGCAGGUUAUUUUCAGGAUCUGUUUCCAGCUUUCCUUGCAGUCUUUCCAGUGCUCUGGCUUGUGGGCUGCUCUAACUCCCCACAGCCUGGAGAUACUGCCAUGUGGUAUCCAGCCACUCGUCUUGCAUUGUCAGUGUCAAUAUGGCACAGUGACACCCAUGACGCCUGCAGUGGAGGACCGGAAGGAAGAAGGGAGUUUGGCUGGAACAGGCCAUGUGGCUGGCCCUGGCCCUGAAAAGCUUUCUGGAUGGUAAAAGUGCUUUGAGGCUUAAAGAUCAGUUUCUACCAGGCAGCUUCUAAGGUGUAGCCCGUUAAAGGGAACGAAGUCUGGAUACUGCUUUUGCUCUGUGUGUUCUGAACCCCAGUCUUGCCUCUGCAUGAACCGUGUGGCCUGCUGGGAGGAUCGGCUUACUGACUCCCUGAAAGGCUCUCUCUCGCAGGCUCUCUGAAGACUGUACUUGAAUGGAGACUGUGCAGGGGAAAGGAUGUCUGUCACCUUGAGUGUGACGAGGACAGACAUCAGGGUUCUGUGGGCUGUCUCUGUUGUCUAGUUAGUGUGGCCCAUGCUUCCUCUCCCUUGAAGAGGGGUCCGGACAGAAUUUCUGUCUUUUUCUGUAUUCAUAGUGGGGGACACCCUGGUGGCCAAGGGCAUGUAAAGAUGAGUUUGUGAAGAAAGUAUUAAUUCAUAAUAAAGUCACAGACCCUGAUGCUUGCCACAAGUAGGCUUUAUUGAGUGUGAUUUUGGGGCAAAGAUACAAAACUCGAGAUUUCCUCGUCUCCUAGUCUUAGUUAAGCCUUAACUAAUGUCUGAUGUUGCACAAGUCAUUAGACCAUUGAUAAUCAGUUUUGCUGUGGCUCUUCAAAAUUAGAGCUAUUUAGACAUCAUUCUUAGGUCAGUCAAGACAAACUUGGACCAUCUUGUCUUCAGCUAUGCCUGAGACAGUUUACUGUACAUCCCAUCUGUGAUCAGGAGAAGAGGCCCUGCUCCUAACAGAGGGAAGCUAGACAUGGAGAAAGCAGCACUCAGCAUGCUUGCUUGGCCCGAACAAGACUUCACUCACUCACAGAACUUGUGUUAAACCUUUAGAAACUAUCCAUGCCUUUUAGAAUUGUGCUACCUGGUAGCUUAAUAAUUUGUUAAAGAGAGGAUCCCUAUGUGCUGAGCAGGUACUCACAACAAUAGCAAUACACACUUAGAGACCCUGAAAUUAAAAAGAUUAAGACAGCCCUGGCUGGUGUGGCUCAGUGGAUUGAGUGCUGGCCUACGAACCAAAGGGUUGCUGGUUUGAUUCUCAGUCAGGGCCCAUGCCUGGUUGUGAGUCAGGUCCCCAGUAGGGGGCACGUGGGAGGCAACUGUGCAUUGAUGUUUCCCAUCCUCUCUCC
Pteronotus mesoamericanus is the source of this 3736-nucleotide messenger RNA. It is a transcript of the gene SYK, whose product is annotated as spleen associated tyrosine kinase. Lineage: Eukaryota; Metazoa; Chordata; Mammalia; Chiroptera; Mormoopidae. The record is from RefSeq and is a predicted model, not a curated record. Gene Ontology annotation, biological process: regulation of platelet aggregation; macrophage activation involved in immune response; intracellular signal transduction. Gene Ontology annotation, cellular component: cytoplasm. Gene Ontology annotation, molecular function: non-membrane spanning protein tyrosine kinase activity; ATP binding. The transcript has 14 exons. Bases 198 to 2081 code for a protein of 627 amino acids.